AUGGCUCUUCUUGUUGAUAAGCUGCGGCCACGCACCCUCGAUGCUCUCUCAUAUCACCCCGAGCUUUCUGAUCGCCUGCGCUCAUUGGCACAAAGCGGCGACUUCCCCCAUCUACUAGUCUAUGGACCGUCAGGCGCCGGAAAGAAAACACGCAUAAUUGCAACACUGAAGGAAUUGUACGGACCCGGAGUCGAAAAGAUCAAGAUCGACGCCAGAGUCUUCCAAACGACGAGCAACCGAAAGCUAGAAUUCAACAUCGUCUCCUCAGUCUACCACAUGGAGAUCACUCCCGCAGACGUCGGAACCUACGACCGAGUUGUCGUCCAAGAAUUGCUCAAGGAGGUUGCGCAGACACAGCAGGUGGAUAUGAGCGCGAAGCAGCGCUUCAAGGUCGUCGUGAUCAACGAAGCUGACCACCUCACACGUGAUGCUCAAGCUGCUCUCAGACGUACCAUGGAGAAAUACAGUCCCAAUCUGCGGUUGAUUCUCUUGGCCAACAGCACCUCCAAUAUCAUUGCGCCUAUUCGUUCUCGAUGCCUGCUGGUCAGGGUUGCCGCGCCUACUGAGAGCGAUAUUUGUUCUGCGCUCCAUUUGGCAGGGCAAAGAGAGGGAUGGGCCGAGUCGGAGGUGCUUAACCAGAGAAUUGCAAAGGAGAGUGGUCGAAAUUUGCGUCGUGCGCUCCUCAUGUUUGAGUCUAUCUAUGCACAAAACGAGAAGGUCACGGAUAAGACUCUGAUCCCACCCCCGGAUUGGGAGGCCCUUGUUACCGUGACAGCGGAUGAGAUCCUGGCUGAACGGUCGCCUGCCCGUCUGUUGCAGGUCCGCGCUCGUCUUUAUGAUCUCCUAACCCAUUGUAUCCCGCCAACCACUGUUCUGAAGACUUUGACAUUCAAGCUUGUCGCACGAGUUGACGAUCCGUUGAAGGCCGAUAUCAUUAAGUGGUCUGCUUUCUAUGAACACCGCAUCAAAUUGGGAAGCAAAGUUAUCUUUCACCUCGAAGCUUUCGUGGCUAAGUUCAUGCGCAUUUACGAAAGUUACCUCAUGGGCAUGGACUUUUAG
This is a messenger RNA of Penicillium soppii, 1059 nucleotides long. Its product is annotated as replication factor C subunit 5. The record is from RefSeq and is a predicted model, not a curated record. Gene Ontology annotation, cellular component: nucleus; Rad17 RFC-like complex; DNA replication factor C complex. Gene Ontology annotation, biological process: DNA repair; DNA-templated DNA replication. Lineage: Eukaryota; Fungi; Ascomycota; Eurotiomycetes; Eurotiales; Aspergillaceae. Gene Ontology annotation, molecular function: DNA clamp loader activity; DNA binding; ATP hydrolysis activity. The coding region runs from base 1 to 1059 and encodes 352 amino acids. The transcript has 6 exons.